GUCUGUGGUUCAUUUUUCUUCUUCGCAGUGCGCGUAUUUGUGUUGUGCAUGUUCACAAUUAAAGCACUAUAGUGAUAUUAACUAUCUAAUGGUUUUGUUAAUCAUAAAAGAGGAUAAAAUAAUAGUGAAAUGAAAGUACACUAUCGUUGUGGUAAAAUUAGAUAACAUAUGAAAAACAGGAUAAGCUAACAAUAUGCUUUAUCAACCAUACCAAAAAAAUUUGACGAUUUAUAUGCUUCCAAAAGUGUUAAUAAAAAUUGAAAUAAUCAUAGUAUUACUUAUUUAAAACAUGUAAAACUAUUGAAGUGAUGACACUGAAGAAUCUUAUGAAAAUGCCAGCAAAAUCACAUAUAUCAACAGAGCUGAAUGAUAGCAUCAGCAAUGUUUUGGGGAAGAAUGUCAAAGUUAUUUAUAAAUCCCUUAUUCGUAUGGAAUCAAGAGGUGAUAAGGUUGAUAACAAGGUUUUGGUUGUGACUGCAUAUCGGGUUUUUAUAACUACAGCGAAAGUACCUACUAGGAUUGACAAUGGGUUCCAUUUAAUGGAAAUAGAAGCCUUGGAGAGUAAAAAAGCGAAUCAUCUGUCCAUAACAUUGGUUCACGAACACAAGCCUGUCUCCAUUCUCAUAGGUGACGAAGGAACUUCAGAAGGUGUUAUAAAUGCCGUGAACGCUUUAACUGCCGCCUUCGAUGAUCUAUUUCCUAAUGUGCCAAUGGUGGAUAUAAUACAAAAGGUGAAUCUACUCUUCCCAUUACAAAACGUCAGCGGGACUAGGAAGCACCUAGCUUGUGGUGAUUUUUCUAAUCAGUACGCUGCCAUGUGUGAUUUAUGUCAAACACCAUUCAGAGCUGAAGUUGCGUGGGAUAUUGACACCAUAUACCUCGCACACGACAUAAGAAUGUUGCAUUUGAAAGAUUUCGAUCAUCUGGACCAAAGGGACCUGAUACCACUAGUGAUGGCGUUGCAACACAACACGUGGUUCGAGGGUAUUUGCGGGGACGGGGUGCGGGCGAGUGGCGAGGCGUGGGAGAGCGUGUGCCGCGCGCUGCGGUGUUCGCGGCCGGCCACGCGCCGUGUCAGCUGGCGCAGCGCACAGCUCCGUCACGACCACGCCGCCAGACUGGGACACGCGCUCGCCCGCGCCCGCCACGCGCCCGCACUGCACACCAUCGACUUCUCACAGAACCACAUCGAGGAUAAAGGUGCUAUUAGUAUACUGAGCGGCAUAUCGAACAAUCCAGAAGGACUGAGGCACGUUGCGUUGUCACAAUGCGGCGUGACGGGGAAGACGGUCGUACAUUUGGCGACCAUACUCAACGACAAUCCCUGUCAUCUCUCGACGCUCGCACACCUUGACCUGUCGCAUAAUAACCUGAAAGAUGACGUGCACAAUUUGUACAACUUCCUGGCACAGCCUAAUGUAUUGACCCAUUUGAAUUUGACUAACACGGAAACGACUUUAGAAAAUAUGUGGGGUGCCCUGCUGCGCGGGUGUGCGGCGCGCCUCACCUGGCUGUCCGUGUCCCGCAACCCGUGGUCGAGCGCCCGGCGCGCGCGGGACCCGCCGCCUUCCUUCCGACAAUUCUUCACGGCGUGCCUCGCGAUCAACCAUCUCGACUUCUCCCACUGCAAAAUGCCACCAGACGUGCUCAAGAGCUUGCUGCUGGGCCUGGCGUGCAACGAGAGUGCGGCCGGGGUCCAGCUGAAUUUGUCGGGCGUGCUGAACUCGGCGCAGGCCGCGCACGUGCUCGAGUCGUGUAUACACGGCGUGCGAUGCCUGCAGUCUCUGGACCUCUCCGACAACAGUAUGGAAUUCGAAUUGUCCGGUAUUGUGAGAGCUAUAGGGAAGAACCAUUCCAUCACACAUUUAUCGUUAAGUAGAUUGACCGGGAAGAGAUCGUACGCUCCCCCCCUAAUACAAGCUCUAGUCCACGUGCUGCAGGAACCAGACACAGCGCUGACGUCACUGGACCUCAGCGAUUGCAAACUAAAGGGUGAUUUGUACGGAUUAUUGAACGCGUUGGGCGGAGCCCGGAGACUUCGUACACUGGACGUGGGAGGGAACCUAGCCGGCGACGCGGGAGCUAGAUUACUUGCCAAAGCCUUACAGUGUAACUGUACUUUGCACACGCUGUAUAUAGAUCGCAAUGCAUUUAGUUUACAAGGUUUGACUGACAUUGCGACGGCGCUCCGUCGGUCUGUGAGCGUGCGGCGGGUCGAGUUCCCGGGAUGCGACGCGGCGGCGGGCGGCCGCGCGGCCAGCGAGCGGGUCGCCGCGCUCUGGAGGGACUUGCACGAACGACUGGCGAACAACAAGAGGAGUGGUCAGACGGCCCGCGUCCGCGCGCUGGCCCUGGAGCGCGCGUGGGCGGGCGGCGACGCGGCGGCGGCGGCGGCGGUGCUCACGGCGCAGGCGGCCGCCGCGCUGCCCCCCGCGCCCCUCGCCUCCGCCCUCGAGCGGGCCGCCGCCGCCGCGCAUCACCUGCUGCACCAGUACCUACAGAGGUGCAGUGAAGUGUUCGCUGCGAUGGGAGGCGCCACGUCCGGCGGCGAACUCGUCUCGCUGCAAGCCGUGCGGGACGCGAUGGCGCCGUGCAGCAACACGCUCCAAGAUUUGCUCAAUCAAGCUGUAGAGAGCCUCGCGCUGACUGCCUGCGAGAACCUGGACAGCGCGGACAGCGAGCCGGCCACCGGCGCCGACGGUAACAUGCCCGACCUACUGACGCCCGUGUCGCACUCCGGAAAAUUGGAUUACUUGAAUUUGGCGACGCCGCUGGGCGGGCGGCGGCGGGAGCGCGGCGGGCGGCGCGUGCGGCCCAAGUCCGUGGCGGAGCAGCAGUGCAGCAGUAACGAGAUGCUGUCCCUGCCGCCGCUGCACGCCGAGGCCACCGACGGACUCGCCGACCUGCCGGCCCACACGCUCAGGCAUCUCGUCAAAGGUCGGCCGCGGCGUGCGAAGACGCGCGCGCCCAGCCGGCCCGUGGCGGACGGCGCGCAGGAGAUGGACGAGGGGCUGGAGGAGUUCUGGCGCACGUGCCGCACGCCGCCCGGCAGCGAGGAGCCGUCCCUCUCCCGCACGUCGCGCUCCCUGCACUCGCUCUCGUCGCUGGCCUCGCCCUCGCCGCGCCGCGACUCGCACCGGGACGACACGCUGUACAGCGUUACGUCCGGGGAGAGUACGCCCGUUCUGCUCGAGUGCGACGUUUCCCGCUGCAAGUCUUCCGACAACGUAGGAGCAAAACCGGCAACCACUCCGCCGCCGUCUAGGUCCUCCGACAAUGUCAACACGAUGGGGAACGGGUGCGGUCGCGCGGGCGGCAAGGCGCGGCCCUGGUCCGUCGCCGGCAACCCCGACACCGCCGCCGUCUGCACCACCGAAGGAGUGGAGGCGUGCGUCGGCGGCAGCAUCGUGGGCAUCACGCCGGGCGCUGCACUAACCAGUUCAAUGUUACGUGACCAUCCGUUGACGCCUGAGGGCGCAGAAACCUAAUCAAUGAGGACGCGACGGUUAUCUGACCAGGGUUCAUUGUCCAGUUUCCACAAAAAAAUGAUGUAAAAUUAUUGGAUGCUCAUAAUUGUGCCAGUUAGAAUUUUAACAUUUUAGACAUUUUAUUACGGUCUUAGUGUUCCAGAAAUAUAAAUAAAAUAGCGAUGAAAUUAAAAGCACGAAUUUUUUUCUGUAUCUGAAUAGAAUAGUAUAAUAAAAUAAUAGUUCAUAUUUUCAACUGGAUACUAGGAUAUAUACAUUAAUAAUUAAUAGUCAAUCAAAUUUAUGUACUGUGAUUGAGUUAGUAUUGUGUUAUCAAUUAUUAUAGUCAUUAUAAUUUUUAACAUAUUUAAUGCAAAUAUAAUAUAUGUAUACUCAUUUAAUUUUAUUUCUCAUGUGUAAGUAAUAUUGAUUUUGUAGCCUUCGUCUUCGUAGUAACUUGCCGGAUUGUGAUUGAUUUAAAAAUUAUAUGUACUAAAUAAGUUUAUAUUCUAACUAAAUAGUUAUAAUACCUAUGUGAAUGUUAUAUUCAUUCACAAAAGUAAUAGAUAUUUCUGAAAAUUAUAAACUACUUUUAAAUAACAUUUAAAUUUAUACUUUAAAAUAUUGCGAUCCACAAAUGAAUAUAAUUAAUCUUCAUUUAUAUUUAUUCUAUGAGAUGAUGAUUUACAAAGAUUUUAUUUAUUAGAUAUUUUAUUCAUUGUAAAAUCAGAAAAUUAUUAAGUGAUAUCGAUUUGGUCUUUGCCUAGUCAUGUUUAGAAGGCCUACAUUGUCUAACGCACAAUCUUUUUGAAGUGAUUCCGUUAUUAUUAAUUAUAAAUUAAAAUAAUUCACGUGAUUAAAAUAUGUUAUCUUCCAAAAUUAAAUUACAUUCCUUAAUCUUUUUGUAUAGAAAUGAAAGAAAAUGUGAUUUUUAAAAAUAAAGUUCAAAAUCGAAAAUGAAUUAUUAGAUAAGUUAGUGCACAGCAGCCAUGUAAGAUUAGACUUUUCGAAACUUGAUAAUGUAGCUCGCCCCACACUUGUAAGUGUUCAUUAGAGUAUAAUAUUUGUAAUCCUUUGGCAUGAGUUUUUUCUCUUGAACGCGUGAAGGCUGUCUUCUAUUGGAAAUUUCAUGUACCUAUGUAACAUUACUAAUGUAGUUGUAUAUUGCUAAAUUAUUUCAUAGUAUUUUUGUAUUCAUUCCAAUUACGUUCAUUUUAUCUAGCCUUUCGGUACCAGACUGAUUUUAAGGUACGUUUAUUUUAUGGUGCAAUUUUAUGUCUAGAGCGUUGUGAUAAUGUUUGAAAGUAAAUCAUAAUACAAUUAAA
Molecule: messenger RNA, 4792 nt
Organism: Bombyx mori (domestic silkworm)
Lineage: Eukaryota; Metazoa; Arthropoda; Insecta; Lepidoptera; Bombycidae
Gene: LRR
Product: F-actin-uncapping protein LRRC16A
Exons: 28
Coding region: 309-3488 (1059 amino acids)
Biological process (GO): regulation of Arp2/3 complex-mediated actin nucleation; cell migration
Cellular component (GO): lamellipodium; plasma membrane
Molecular function (GO): protein binding
Source: RefSeq, a predicted model, not a curated record